This is a messenger RNA of Brassicogethes aeneus, 2172 nucleotides long. NCBI's taxonomy places the organism in Eukaryota, Metazoa, Arthropoda, Insecta, Coleoptera, Nitidulidae. The record is from the annotation of a GenBank genome assembly.
AGAUCUUGGAAACAAUUGUUGCAUGGAGUGCCAAUUCGCUGGCCAUUUAUUACGCUUAUAAAGGCUGGGAUGUCUGGUUGGGAAACCCGAGGGGUUCGGAAUACUCCAGCAACAUCCACUUCACCAAGGAUGAUGAUAGGUUUUGGGAUUAUAGUUUCCACGAGAUGGGAACCAUAGAUAUGCCAUCACAAGUCGACAAAAUCGCUGAAAUAACUCAGAAUGGUGGUAAUAUUUACCUUGUAGGUUAUUCUAUGGGCACCACUGUUAGUUUGUUGUAUUGUGCUACGAAUGUCAGCCAUUGUCAGAAUAACGUCAAAGGGAUUAUUGCGCUAGCUCCAGCGGCGAAUUUGAAUAGGGUUGAGCAGCCUGUAUUAUAUCUUAUAUCGCUUGUAGAGCUUCUACCAGGUAUACAAAAAAUCCCAUUUGACUUUCUUUUAGAAAUAUGCCAACAUGCCCCUGGAAUUGGACUUUGCGAUGUGCUUUUUCAAGCGCUUUUAGGGCCUAGUAAUCCAAACAUAUUGCCUCAAUUAUUACCAAUUUUAACGUACACUGGAAACUGUCCUGUAACUAAUAAGGUUGUAAAUCAUUAUGCCCAAAUAAUAAACAGUCAGGGCAAGUUUAGGUGGUAUGAUUAUGGUUAUUUGGAAAAUUUCAGUCGAUAUGGUACUUUUAGUCCUCCCUACUAUGAAACCUCAAAAAUACCUGUUCAAACCACUCUUAUUUCUGCCAACAAAGAUAUCAUCACAACUGAGCCUGAUAUAGAGGUACUUUAUUCCUCACUUUCGGCAACAAAAAGGACAUGGUAUAAACUACCCGAAAAUUCGGCUCCUGCCAUUUUAAUGAAUCAUGUAGAUUUUAUAACUGGUGCAGAGGUUCAAAGGGAACAACUUUACUCGAAAAUAAACGCUGCUUUGGGGGACUGCGUGCUAGGAGAUUUAUAUCCUGAUAACAAUGUCUGCCCUACAAUAUUAGAUUAUGAUACAAUUUACGUCAACGAUAGAUGUUGGUAUGACCCGGAUGUGACAGCUUCAGUACCUGAAAUUAUAAGUAACCAUGGGCUAAGUUCCACAUCUUACAAUGUGACCACAUGGGAUGGAUACACCAUAGAAAUAUUCCGAAUCACUCCUUUGGUGAACACAACCACCAAAGGCUCGAUUUUAUUUUUUCCUGCCCUUACCAGGGACUGCAGAAGUUUUCUUUUGCAAGGUGCUAAUUCGCUGGCCAUUUAUUACGCUUAUAAAGGAUGGGAUGUCUGGUUGGGAAACCCGAGGGGUUCGGAAUACUCCAGCAACAUCCACUUCACCAAGGAUGACGACAGGUUUUGGGAUUAUAGUUUCCAUGAGAUGGGAACCAUAGAUAUGCCAUCACAAGUGGACAAAAUCGCUGAAAUAACUCAGAAUAGUGGUAAUAUUUAUCUUAUAGGUCAUUCUAUGGGUACCACUGCUAGUUUUGUGUAUUGUACUACGAAUGUUAGCCAUUGCCAGAAUAACGUCAAAGGGAUUAUUGCUCUAGCGGCGAAUUUGUAUAGGGGUGGGCAGACUUUAUUUUAUCUUUUAUCGCUUGCAGAGCUUCUACAAGGUAUAAUAAAAAUCGAAAUUGACUCCCUUGUAGAAAGAUGCCAAAAUGCCCCUGGAAUUGGAAUUUGCUAUGUGCUUUUACAAGAUCUUUCAGGACCUACUAAUCCAAACAUAUUGCCUCAAUUAUUACCAAUUGCAACGUACACUGGAAACUGUCCUAUAACUAAAAAGAAUGUAAAUCAUGCUGGCCAAAUAAUUAACAGUCAGGGCAAGUUUAGAUGGUAUGAUUAUGGUUAUUUGGAAAAUUUCCGUCGAUAUGGUACUUCUAGUCCUCCCUACUAUGUCACCUCAAACAUACCUGUUCAUACCACUCUUAUUUCUGCCAACAAAGAUACCCUCACAACUGAGCCUGAUAUAGAGGUACUUUAUUCCUUACUUUCGGAAACAAAAAGGACAUGGUAUAAACUACCCGAAAAUUCAGAUCCAGAUAUUUUAAUGAAUCAUGCGGAUUUUUUAACUGGUGCAGAGGUUCAAAGGCAACAACUUUACUCCAAAAUAAACGCUGCUUUGGGGGACGUAUAAUUUUUUUAAAUUUAUAUUAUAUCUACAUAAUUUAAAUAAAUAAAUAUAAAUAUAUGAUAAUUUACUUUCAAAA